This is a messenger RNA of Galleria mellonella (greater wax moth), 3288 nucleotides long. RefSeq names its product probable 3',5'-cyclic phosphodiesterase pde-5. The record is from RefSeq and is a predicted model, not a curated record. Lineage: Eukaryota; Metazoa; Arthropoda; Insecta; Lepidoptera; Pyralidae. Gene Ontology annotation, molecular function: 3',5'-cGMP-stimulated cyclic-nucleotide phosphodiesterase activity; protein binding. The transcript is spliced from 15 exons. Gene Ontology annotation, biological process: signal transduction; negative regulation of receptor guanylyl cyclase signaling pathway. The coding region runs from base 175 to 3288 and encodes 1037 amino acids.
GCGGGAGAAAAACUUUUUUCGUCCAUAAUAAUGUAGUUGUUUAUGAUAAACAAAUCUUUAUAACUAAACUAAUAUUAUACACAGAAAAGGUUGUUUUUUUUAUUUAUUUUUUUUAUAGACCAACUGGAAAUCUAAUUAAACGAUUUAAAAAAAAGUUGCUCCUUGUUGAAAGCUAUGUUAUCACAGAGUAAUAGAGCCGGAAUUUUAUUUGCAAAAACCCGCGCAAUACUGAGACGAUUCGCUGCUGCGUUAUAUAUUUAUAUUGUACAGAUGUUUAUAUUACUUUCGGAGGCGUUCAUUGAUGGUUUUCCUAUAAGUUGCCAACAUCGUAGUACAUCGCUACGUCAAGAAGGGACGGUCGAAGGACCGUUGUCGACAGCGCUUCGCGGCGGUUGCACGCGUCGAGGCAGAGUCGAGAUGGCCGAAUCGGAUAAAAUUAAGUUAACUUCGCGGUUCCCGCGCGGAAUGCAGUCCGCUGGCCGGACACCGGAGACUCGAUCUCCAAGACUCCUACCAUCGAUCUUGAAUGGAGAAGCAGCUCUAUCUUCAGGUAUCCGUUCUCCUGUUGAUCCUUUGAGGGCGUCUACAGAGAGGUUCUGGUCUCGGUACCAUCGCGGCUGCAUGGCCAGAAGCUCUGCGUUCAUGGACUGGUCCGCUGUGAGGAGUCAAGAGAAGAAAGGCAAGAAUAAUAUUCCUCCAAAAGUUCGAAAUGAUCAUUACAAAGAUGAGGAAGAGAUUAUAAUAACGAAUUAUCUAAAUCGCCACAAACGAUUCCUGGAGAGUUACGUCGCCGAGUGCGUGCCUGCCGAGGAUAUUGAGAAUUGGUUACAUCAUAAAUUGAAAUCACCUAGCAUCAUUUCAUUAGAAAGCAGGCAAAAGCCUAAACACAAGUAUAAGUUGGUGAACUCAAGAAAGCAGAUUUUUGCGGAGUUGCGCCAUAUUCUACAGAACGAUCUCUCGGAACAGGAUCUACUUGUGGAGUUGGCAACAAAGAUUGCCAACGUAAUUGGAGUCGACACUUACCGUAUUUUUAAACUAUCACCCGAUCAUCCAGAAGUCGUGCAGUAUUUUGUAUUUGACUACACCAAGUUCAGCGCAGCCCAGAGGCCGUACAUCACUCUGACUCGAGCAAUGACAGAUGUAUCCCUGAUUUUGGAAAUAGCUAAGAAUGGCAACGUCGUACGUCUGUCCGGCUUGGACAAACCAGACGUCCAUAUGCAGAAUCCAGAUUCUUUUUUCAAAAUGUCGAAAUUGAAGAAUAUGAAAAAUGCCAAUCAUGUCAUGUAUCAACCGAUUCUGACGUCUACUGGUGAAACGGGAUACCUAAUCGAAUUUUGGAGAGUGGACGACUCAUUUUCGGAUGUCGAAGAAGAAUUGUGCACGUGUUUUCUUAUGUGGGGGAGCUUAUCCAUACACUACUGUGGGCUGUACCAAGAGAAGAAAAGAGAAAGAAACAUGUCCGACUUCCUAUUGGACGUAGUGAGGGCAAUAUUUGAAGAGAUGGUAUCGUUGGAUCAGUUAAUAAAAAGAAUCUUGGAAUUUGCCCAAAAACUUGUAAACGCUGAUCGUGCUUCAUUGUUCCUGGUGGAUUAUAGGAACUUUGAACUAGUGUCUACUGUUUUCGAUCUCAAAUAUGAACCAGGUCAAGACAGGGACAUGGAGAAAAAGGAGAUAAGGAUGCCCAUCAAUAGAGGUAUCGCUGGCCACGUGGCAUUAUCAGGGGAGACAAUGAAUAUACCUGAUGCGUACUUGGAUAAUAGAUUUAAUAGAGAAGUAGACGAAGCAACCGGAUACAGAACUGUCAGUAUCCUAUGUAUGCCAAUCAAAGUUGAAGGCAAAGUGAUUGGAGUCGUCCAAAUGGUCAACAAACGGAACGACGACACUUUCGGGCACGACGAUGAAGUGGCCUUUGAGAUUUUCUCAACAUUCUUUGGAUUGGCUCUUCACCACGCUCGGCUGUACGACAGAAUAAUGAGGAAGGAACAGAAGUACAGAGUUGCUUUGGAGGUACUCAGUUACCACAGCACGUGCAGGGAGAAUGAGGUCCAGGCGUUACUCAAUGAUGAAGAGCCUCACUAUACAAAAUUGAAUGACUUCUCCCUAGACCCAUACAAAUUAAAUGAAUUUGAAAAAUGUAAAUCAGUUCUUACGAUGUUCGACGAUCUGUUCGAUAUAUCCAAGUUUGAUAUUGUGACCGUAACAAGAUUUAUCUUGACUGUGAAAAAGAAUUAUAGGACAGUACCUUAUCAUAAUUUCGACCACGGUUGGGCAGUUGCUCACUCUAUGUAUGUCAUUUUAAAGAAUGAUAUCCGGAGACGUUUUGAUUACAAAAUGAGGUUAGCUCUAUUCGUGGCUUGCCUUUGCCAUGAUUUGGAUCACCGUGGCUAUACAAAUAAGUAUAUGAGCGAGACCGCAUCGCCAUUAGCCGCUAUGUACACAACGUCUACACUUGAACACCAUCACUUCAACAUCACUGUCAAUAUUCUGCAGCAGGAAGGCCACAACAUUUUCUCUCACUUCUCGAGCGAGGAGUACAAAGUGAUUUUGGGCUACAUACGACAAGCAAUCUUGGCGACCGAUCUGGCUGCCUUCUUCCCAAACCUGGAGAAGAUGAAGGAGCUCUACAAAGAGAGUGCUGGUGUUCGGUUCAACUGGAAUAUACCUAGUCACCGAGAUCUUGCGUUGGCAAUAUCAAUGACUGCCUCAGAUUUAUCAGCUUCAGCCAAACCUUGGGAGGUCCAAAUCAAGACCGUGAAGGUUAUCUUUGAGGAGUUCUACGACCAAGGUGACAAAGAGCUAGCUGCUGGAAGAAUACCUAUUGCCAUGAUGGACAGAAAUAAACCCGAGGAGCAGCCGUCUAGCCAGGUCGGUUUCCUACGCCAAAUUUGUAUUCCAUGCUACACAAUGCUCUAUAAGAUACUACCGAACACGAAACCGAUGUACCUAAUGGCAAUGAGGAACCUAAUUAAAUGGAAAGUACGAGCUGAUAGAAUUGAAAGACAAUUAGAGUAUGGAGCAAAUAGAAAAAAGGACUUAUCUAACGAUGAAUCGUAUACGGAAGAUAAUAAUGCAGAGCAAACAGAUGACGCCAAAGACGACACCGAAAAUGAUGUCAAUGAUAUAACUGAGGACAGUAAACCAUAUGACACGUGGCAGGAACAUGAUCCGCCAUCUUGGGAUGAAGAAGACAGUAUAGUUGAUGAGAAUGUAAUGAAUACUGGUCUUUUGAAAUAUAUAACAGAUACAACGGACGAAGAGGCAUCGUCAAUGGAAAGACAAAAUCAUUGA